GCUACAGCUUUUGACUGGCAGACUGGACGGAUUUAAUCAAAAGAGGGCAGUAUUCAAUAAACAAGAUGGCGACUCCCAUUGACGUGGAAGAUGAGACAAUUUUAGCAUCAGUUUUCAAAGAUGUUUUUCCAGAUUCUUGGAGAGAGAACCCAGACUUUGCCCAGUACCUAGCAGAACUCAGUUCUUAUGGAGUGGAUAAGCUCAAUCGAGAGCCGGAGCGUCUUGCGGAGGAGAGAGCUCAGAUUCUGCAACAGACCCAGGAGCUGGCCUUCCACAACUACAAGACGUUCAUCGAGACGGCAGAUUGUUGCAAGGAAAUAGUGGAAGAUUUCAACCUGGUGGAAACACACGUCAACAGCCUCCUGGAGAAACUACCGGACUUCUCAGAGGAAUGCAACAAGUUCAUGAAAGAGGCUCAGGACAUCAGCAUCAGUCGGCGGAUGAACAACCUGACCCUGUCCAAGCACACGCAGCUCCUCGAGAUCCUAGAGAUACCUCAGCUCAUGGAUACCUGCGUGCGUAACAGCUACUACGAGGAGGCGCUGGAGCUAUCGGGCUACGUCAAACGACUGGAGAAGAAGCACUCCAACAUUCCUGUCAUACAGGACAUUGUGAAGGAAGUGAAGGGCUCGACGCAGCUGAUGUUGAACCAGAUGCUUCAGCAGCUGCGCACUAGCAUUCAGCUGCCGGCAUGCCUGCGUCUGAUUGGCUACCUGCGUCGCAUGGACCUGUUCACCGAGAGCGAGCUGCGUAUCAAGUUCCUGCAGGCUCGGGACGCCUGGUUCCAGGGCAUUCUGGGAGCCGUCGCCAAAGAGGACGCUUACUUCCACAUCACCAAGGUGAUCGAGGCCAGCCGCGUCCAUCUCUUUGACAUCAUCACCCAGUAUCGAGCCAUCUUCUCCGACGACGACCCCAUCCUGUCCUCCAGUCAGGACUCGGCCACCAAUGAGGGCGCUCUGUUCCAUGGAUGGGUCGGGCAAAAGGUGUCGCAGUUCCUGCGUACUUUGGAGGGGGAUCUGACCAGGGGUGUGGGUGGGCGUCUGGACUCUCUCCUGGGUCAGUGUAUGUACUUUGGUCUGUCCUUCAGUCGUGUCGGGGCGGAUUUCCGGGGGCUGCUUGCGCCACUGUUCCAGCGGGCGGCUCUGAGGGGGUUCACGGUGGCGUUGGAUGAAGCAACCAAGAGGUUUGAAGAGGCCAUGCAUUCCUACACGUUAAUUGCCACGCCGUCACUGCCGACUGGUACCCUGUCCACAGGAACGAUGCAGGGAGACAAGAGUUUGGCCCCGCCCACUGUCCUAAUGGACCACCCCCCUCUGGCUGUAUACACCAACGCCGCGCUGAACGCUUUCAACGAUCUCAGGCUGUGCGCGCCGGUGGCGUUAGCCCACGACGUAGCGACGGCUCUCCGCACUUCACUAGAAGCAGUGGUGCAGGCAACGUUGGCUUAUCACAGAGCGGAGGAGAGCACAUUCAACGAAAAGGAGAGGGCCUUCUUCGUUCAGUUUUGCCAGGUAGCGGCGUACGAUCUGAUCCCGUAUAUGAACCGAUGUUUGCAGGCUUUGUUUCCCGCGGCAACCAUCGCCACGACACUGGGAGUCACAGUUUCCGACGUACAGAAACUGGGCAACAUCGGAGCGCUCAAUGUGGAUAAUCUCGCUGAUCCUCUGAAGCCGUUACUGCCGACUGUCCCAGAUGCUGCAGGUGAGGAACAAGAAGAUGCACAGGAAGGGGUCGACAAGAACCAGUCCCCACCACAACCCACGACACAGCCCACGACACAACCUACUAUACAACCCACGACGAUAGAGACCAUUGUUGAAUCGCCAAACGAAGAGCAAGAAGAGGCAGCAGUUCUCCCAUCCGAGGAGACUCCGGGAGAAAGUGCCGCUUCAACCGAGGAGAACCUUGCCAAAGAAACGGACAGCGCUGAUAUUUCUGCCGAGAAUGCCGGAGAAGGUCGCAAUGACGACGUAGUGAAAUUCAAUGUGGGAGACGAGACAUAAAGCAUAUAUGUCGGCGUAAUGAGAACUGCUGAUUCCUGUUGCAUAUUUUAUUUUUCUACCUUUCUUCUCCACCAGUUUAUUGGGAACUACCAACAAAGUCUUAGGGUUGCAUGUGGUUACCUGCACCCACAGACCGUCUUUUAAAUUCACCGUCAUCUUUGAGGUCACGUGGAAGUCUUGGGGUGCCAGCACGGAUCUUCUGCACAAGGGGAAACGACUUCCCAAAAUUUCUGGUUAGACCUUGAUAUGGCACUUGGGCAUCGUGCAUACGCUUGCGCGAGAAUCGGCGCGCAAAUGCAGUCUUUCAGUGGUCAAAUUUCUGUCAGGACGCCAGCUGUCGGCGAUCAUAGCACGCGCGCAUCGUUCUACACAUUCUAUGCGUUGUUUUAUGCGCAGUCGCGGCAUAUCACGCCCCUAGACAAACCGUUCUGUACAUUUUGUACACAAUCUCUGAUGAGUCGUUUAUCCUUCUGUAGAGGAUCCGUGCUUAAAGUCAUAAUUUUUAGUGAGAUGUCCCCCGAGAUUGCCACCUGACCCCUAAAUUGGCGGUAUCUGUAAAAAAGGUCUGUGCUCAGGUGCGUCCCUCAUGCGAAGAGUACCCUAUGGGUUGUGCACGUUCAGUUGAAAUCAGCAGCGCGCACUCUGAGAAACUUGCCCACACAAACCAAACCGCGCACGAGAUUUGAUAGACUGGUUCGGUAAAGUGUCCGUGAAAUUAAUUUCUCUUAGGAAAGCAUUUUGUGCAACUUUCUGCUCCUCUUAAAAUGUAUGAAACCUAUUUAACAUGCCUUUUUGGUUAAUAUUAUUCAAAAGUGCACUUCUAUCAACAUUAAAAAAAUGUCUAUGCUUUUCGGGACAACUGAGGGGGCCAGUGCUGUGAUGUCAUUUCAGGGAGACCCUGUUCAGUUUAGGGGUUUUCUGUUAAAACGUGAAUCCAAAACUCUGCUCAUUGGAAACAUAUGUGAGAAAAGUUUGCUCAUUGGCCUGGUGCCAUGUACCGACUAAACAACGAAUCACCAAAGAAAAGAAACCUUACAACAGCAAAAUAUCCAAAAUUGCCAGACAUAAAUCACAGCUGUGAUCGUUCAAAGCGUUUCAGCGCGAAGCUUAUGUAUUGGUCUAUUUUGCCUGCCAGUGCUUUCCUAGAUUUGGCAGGUAAAGUGUAUAAAACUUAAUGGUUAACUUGGUUGAGGACACCACAAAAAUCGUGUGAAACUUGUAAAUAUAACCAUAUUAUUAUUUCAAAAACCUUUUUAAUUUUUGAAAGAAAAGGAAAAAUUAAACUGGUAUAAUAUCUUCAGAAAAGGUA
This is a messenger RNA of Patiria miniata (bat star), 3312 nucleotides long. RefSeq names its product conserved oligomeric Golgi complex subunit 8-like (gene cog8). Gene Ontology annotation, cellular component: COG complex. The coding region runs from base 66 to 2003 and encodes 645 amino acids. Lineage: Eukaryota; Metazoa; Echinodermata; Asteroidea; Valvatida; Asterinidae. The transcript is spliced from 13 exons. Gene Ontology annotation, biological process: intra-Golgi vesicle-mediated transport. The record is from RefSeq and is a predicted model, not a curated record.